This is a messenger RNA of Acanthochromis polyacanthus (spiny chromis), 9418 nucleotides long. RefSeq names its product endoplasmic reticulum metallopeptidase 1. NCBI's taxonomy places the organism in Eukaryota, Metazoa, Chordata, Actinopteri, Pomacentridae. The record is from RefSeq and is a predicted model, not a curated record. The transcript has 15 exons. Gene Ontology annotation, biological process: proteolysis. The coding region runs from base 882 to 3548 and encodes 888 amino acids. Gene Ontology annotation, molecular function: metalloexopeptidase activity.
AGCCUUUUCCUGAUUUUACCACAAUUUUAAUUUCUCCAUUAAUGUCUUUUAAUAAUAUUUCGACUUUUUUUUUAAAUGCUAAAGGUUUUCAUAUAUGAUGCUGUGUUUCUAAAAUAUUUUAUGACUUGCCAGAUUCAUUUGCAGGCCAGGAGUAAAGAAAGCAACUUGGAUUUUGAAAAGUGCUCUGUGAAUAAAGAUUAUUCCUAUUAGUAUAAUUUAUAUCAUCUGUUACAUACAUGGGAAGGUAAACGAGUUCAUGUUAAAGGAACAGUACAACAUUUAUCACCUUCUAAAUUACUGUAUUAGUUGAGAUUAUCACUCAUGUAUCUACACUUAAUAAUAAUAAAAAAAACAAGCAAGCAAAUACUCAGUUAGCUUAGCACAAAUACCGGAAACAAGUGAAAUAGCUAGCCAGAAGUUAAAAAUGUACUAAAUGUUUGUUUAUGUUUGUGUUUUACAUUGGUUAUGUGGCAGAGUAUUUCUUUGGUAGUAGUAUAAUUUUCGUACUGUUGGCAGUUUUGUUAGGUUUUGUUUUGUAAGUCAGAUAUAGGCAGGCUAGCUGUUUCCCCCUGCCUACAGUCUUUGUGCUAAGCUAAGCUAAGAAGCUGCAUUGGGAAAAUUGGUUAAACUAUUCCUUUAAAGUGUAAACAAAAUUAGCCGAAGUUGCUAGUUUAUUACGCAAUUCAUUGCGUCCUUUGCUCUCAAAAGAGUGAUUAUAUCAGUGUGUCUUGUGUCUACUCUCCUCUGUUGUGUGGUGGUUCCUUUUUUUCAAGCGCCCGCCCUCUCAGUCAAGUUUGUCCCUCAGCGCGAUCCGUCGGCUGUCCAGAAAAAAAGCGACGGCCGAGAGCGACGCUCGCUGCUGAUGUACCGCUGGCUCAAAAAUGGAGAGCGACACCACUGUCCGGAGAAUAAAAGCCUUCGGGACGCAACAUUAUGUACCUCAGGACAACGACGGAGCCCUGGACCGGUGCGGGAAUAACGGCUACAGCGCUGACCCGAAAAGGAAGCCCGAAGUGAGCCUGUACUUGCUGCGGGAAGCGCUUGCAGCGUCCCUGGUCUCUGUGUUUAUUUUGGUGCUGUGGGGACUCGUUCAUUUGUCGUUGCAGCAGCUUGUCAUUGGGAAGCCGACCGGCGAGUUCAACGCAGUGAGAGCCAGGCAGCACUUAGAGCGGAUCACCAGCGUUGGCCCUCGGCCGGUGGGCAGCCAGGAGAAUGAGGUCCUGACGGUGGGCUACUUGUUGGAGCAGAUUGAGAACAUCCGGCUGGAGACGGCAGCGGGUCCCCAUCAGCUCACCGUAGAUGUACAACGCCCCACCGGCUCUUUCUCCAUCGACUUCCUUGGGGGCUUCACGAGUUUCUACGACCGUGUCACCAACAUCGCUGUCCGGCUGGAGCCCAAAGGUGGCACGCAGCACCUCAUGCUCGCCAACUGCCACUUUGACUCAGUGGCCAACAGUCCAGGUGCCAGUGAUGACGCAGUGAGCUGUGCAGUGAUGCUGGAAGUCCUCCAUUCUCUGGCCAACCAGUCCUCCCCUCUUCACCAUGGCGUUAUCUUCCUCUUUAAUGGGGCAGAAGAAAAUAUACUGCAGGCCAGUCACGGUUUCAUUACCCAGCAUCCAUGGGCCAAGCAGGUGCGAGCCUUCAUCAACUUGGAGGCUGCAGGUGUUGGAGGCAAGGAGGUUGUUUUCCAGACAGGCCCAGAGAACCCAUGGCUCGUCCAGGCCUACGUCCAUGCAGCCAAACACCCCUUCGCCUCUGUGGUCGGUCAGGAGGUCUUUCAGAGCGGCGUCAUUCCCUCUGACACCGACUUCCGCAUAUACAGGGACUUUGGUAACAUCCCAGGUAUUGAUCUGGCUUUCAUAGAAAAUGGUUUCAUCUACCAUACCAAGUACGACACUGCAAACAGGAUCCUGACAGACUCGAUACAGAGAGCCGGCGACAACAUCCUGGCAGUCCUGAAGUACUUGGUAAUGUCAGAGAAGCUGGCCGACUCCUCGGAGUAUCGUCAUGGCAACAUGGUAUUUUUUGACCUGCUAGGUGUAGUCGUGGUGGCUUACCCGGCUCGCGUUGGCACCAUCCUCAACUACAUGGUAGCCACGGCCACCUUCCUCUAUCUGGCCAAGAAAGCCUCACUGCCUGGCAAUGGAGGUGGGCGCUACGUUCGAGACCUGGCCUGUGCCACGGGUGUAGCUGUGCUGAGCUGGUUCGUCACCCUGCUGUCGGUGCUGAUUGUUGCUCUGCUCGUCACCCUGCUGGGCCGCUCCAUGUUCUGGUACAACCAUUUCUACGCCUCCAUCUGCCUGUACGGAGCUGCAGCCACUGGCAAGAUGAUCCUCAUCCACACGCUGGCCAAGAACUUGUACUACGGGGGUGUCCGUCUGGUGGAGCUGGGAGAUCUCUACUUUGACGUGAGCCUGCUGCUGUGGUGCUGCAGCCUGGUGUGGCUCACCCAGCAGGGCCUGUGUUCAGCCUACGUGCCCAUGCUAAUGGUAGCUUUCCCCCUGGCCACCAGACUGCUGCUGGCGAAAGAAUUUAAACACAGAGGAGCAUCAGUGAAGUACAGCGUGCUCUACCUGCUGGGCCUGGCGUUGCCUUAUGUCCACUUCAUGUUCCUCAUCUGGGUGGUGUUUGAGAUUUUCACACCCAUCAUGGGCCGCAGCGGCACGGAGAUUCCUCCUGAGGUGGUGUUGGCCACCUUGGUCACCCUGGCAACCAUCUUCCUCUCCUCUUUUUUUCUACAUUUCAUCUAUUUGGUACGGAGCACAAAGUGGAUCCUGGCUGGUCUCGGCUCAGUCUUCAUCAUCAUGUUCCUCCUGGUGUCCUGCGGCCUCUUCUUUCCUUACUCGGAUAGUCCAGACAGCCCGCGACCAAAGAGAGUCUUCCUGCAGCACACAACACGGACCUUUCACAACCUCCAGGGCCAGGUGGAGAGCCGAGACUCGGGUCUGUGGAUAAACAGUUUUGACUACACGGCCAUACAGCACAUCACGCCUCACAUCCCCGAGAUCAACGACAGCGUUCGGACCCGCUGCCGGGAGGACCGACCCUUCUGCGGUUACCCCUGGUUCCUGCCUGUGAAGUUCCUCAGCAAGAAGAACUGGUACCUGCCUGCUUCAGAAGUUUCUCCAAGCUCUCCGUUGGAGUUCAGCCUGCUGUCCAGGGAGGACACGAGCUGGGGGACGGUCAAGAUGAUGUUCAGCGCGAAAGGCCCCAGCCACAUGUCUCUGUAUCUGAUGCCUCACCGAGGUGCCAGCCUCUCCACCUGGUCCUUCGGGGACGGGACGCCUCAGUUCGACCUGAGCGGAGAAUAUUUUGUCUUCUAUUCACACGGCCUAAACGCCCCCACGUGGACCUUCUGGUUUGAAAUACAGCCUCCCAGAGAUCCAGACCCAUCCGGCCCAGAAGGCAUGAUCUCCGUCGCCAUCUCCUCCCACUAUUUCUUCGGGGAAGACCAGAGGACUGCUCAGUUGGAGGAAAUCCUCCGUAGGUUUCCCACGUGGUCUUUCCCCUCUUCCUGGGUCAGUACCUACGACAUGUACCGAUACUGAGGACGCCGCACAUCACAGAGGCCGAUGGUGAGGAAGAGCCGAGGGCCACGGGGGCCCCCUCCGAGACAGACAGAGACGAGAUUUCAAGGAACAAUACCAGGGACCGGCCCUGCCGCCUUUUCACUCCGACUCGCACAACAACACACACUCUAACACACACACACACUCACGCUCUGUCCCAGCCUGCCUGAGAGACCCCUAUCACUGUGUCAGUAGGCUCAGUAGCUAACCGAGCAGGGCGACACGCAGAGACAUGCCAGAGGUAAGCUGACCAGCCGGCUUCCAGACCGACGCACUGGCUGCCACAAGCCUCGUGCUCACUCCUGGGUUAGUGAAACGCAGGGGUUACGUUUUAGUUUGUUUUCUUUUUUCUACUCAAUCUGUUGUGCCUUUGCUUUUCUCACUCCCUUCCUCACUUUCUCCUCUCGCUCAGUUCCUCCCAUGUUCUUCCGCUCACAUGCUAACACUCUUCCUGAAUGAUUAACAUCGCAUGGCUACCUCCCCUCCCCUCCCCUCCCCUGCUCUCUGCUUAUCAGCAAACCACUCGGGCCAUUGUCAGACUAGUCGUGUCUCUGGCUUCCUCUGCAGAACUAACACCACUAGCACCCUCUGCACUGUAGGUGUAGUAACAUACUGAUGGAAACAAAAACCUGUUUCUGUUCUCAUGCCUCUUCUGGCUUCAACUGGAAACUUUGACACUUUGAAAGUCACUUUUCAUCGACAUGCACUUUGUUCUCUUACAAGCAGAUAGUCUGCUGCUUUAGCUGCUGAGUUAAACUGCUUGUCAUCAUUCCUUACUGACACCACUGGUUUGCAGCGGGUUGUAUCUGUGUUUUAAAGAGGAAUGUCAACAUCUGCUCCUGAAGACGAUGCAGGAAACAGUGCUUGUUGAACUAAAACCGAAGCUGAAAUCAAAGUGUCAAGGUGUCCUUUAUAGAGCGGUUCUCCUCAAAUCUGGAGGCCAAUAUCGAGAUCUGUUCUGACAUCUUAAUGCAUUUAUAGCUGGAUGUAUUCAGCAAAGGUGUAAUUUUCAUUUUGGGUUUGGCAAAAUGGACAAUCCUGUGAUUUAAAAUUAUCGUCUGAGCUUUGCAGAUGACUGGAUGGGAAACCAGCAGUGCAGCUCCACAGUCAUAAACUGCAUCCGUCGCCUCGUUCUGUUUCUCAUGGAGGUGAUGCUCAUUUACAUUUGCUGUCACUGUAAUAAUAAUGCUACUUUUUAAAAACUUGACUAUGCCAAGAGCUGUCUCCAGCAGCACCAAUGACAGUCUCCUGCUUACUGAAAGAAUAGAGCUGCAGUGAUGAUUUAUUUUUUUCAGGCUGACUGAAUCGUUUGUUAUUCCAAUUUGAUGAAUUGUUUCUGUCAUUUGUCAAGCAGAAACGCCCGAAAUCUUCUGCUUUUCAUCCAUGAUAAUUUUAUCUGGGUGUGUUUCGCAAAAGAAAUAUCUCUGAGGAUCUGGGAUAUGCAUUUUUGUUUACUAUUUUUUGGCAUUGCAUAGAGAAUAUAAUCAGAAAUCUGACUGGUACUGGAAAUAAUCAUUAGCUGCAGCCCUAAAAGAAAGUCAUCCUGACAUGUAAGUGCACAUCUUUGCUUCAGAGGGAGACAAUGCAGUAAUAUAGAUCAGAAAAAAAGGAAGCUGUUUUAUUGUAUGGCCUGUAAUUAUCUGAAAUGGCUAUUAGUAGUUAAAAGCUAGAAAAUAGAGACAAUAUUCAAUCAGUAUAAUUUCAGUGAUAUCUGUGCAAAAAAGUGAAAUGAGUCUAAGGUUAAACAUGAAGAGGAAGGUUUGUAGGAGUCAGUGAAUAUGUGUGGAGCUUGUCUUUGACUUGAAUUCCUAUUUCCUCCAUUACUGGCACUAAAUUGCGUAGUUAUUUUCAAGAAAUUUAUUAGAACUUAUUAGUUACAGACGCGUAAAACACAUCGUUACCCAAAACGGUUAUUUAGAAUUUUAUAGUUUUUUUUGUUAUGUUUUGUCACUUUCACCUUUUAUUAGAUCAAUAAAGUGGAGAGUGUCUAGAUAUACGAGAAAACAAGCCAUAAAUAUCAACUGGGAAUUGUUUCGGUAACUCACUGCUCCAAAUGGUUUGAGAUAAAAUCCGGAUCAAUCCCGAAGAAACUCUGUAGUAACAAAGUAGCGUCAUAGCAAAGUGUUGCCCCUGAUGGUUUCCACAUAGUUAUUUACUAACACAGUAAACUGAAGAAUUAAUUUUAGGGAUGCUAGUGACUCUGUUUAAUCGAUUAUUUGCCGUUAACCGAUUAAAAAUAUAUUUACCGAGAGAAUGUUCGUGUUAGAAAAUGUGUUCCACGCCAGUAGUAGUACCUGAGUGAGCCACCAGGUGAAAUGGACUUCAGUAGUUAAAAGCUAGAAAACGGAGACAAUAUUCUAUCGUUAAACAUGAAGAGGAAGGUUUCUAGCUGUCAUUGAAAAUGUGUGAAACUUGUCGAUAAUAUGAAUUCCUAUUUCCUCCCAUUGUUGGCACUAAAUUGAGUAGAUUUUUCAAGAAAAUCAAGCAGUAAGUAUCCGGAUCAACUGGGAAUCGACUUGGUAACUCGCUGCUUCGAUGCCUUAUGGCUUACUCCAUAUACAAACGGUUUGCAAUAAAAUCCUGAAGAAACUCUGUUGUAGCUUACGUACUUAAAGUGUUGCCCCUGAUGGUAGUUAUUAAAGUUACACUAACACAAUGAUGUAACGUGAAAAAUUCAUUUUAGGGAUGCUAGUGACUCGUUUAAUCGAUUAUUUGCUGUUAAUAACUGACUAAAACUAUAUUAACCGAGCGAAUGUCCGUGUCAGAAAAUGUAUUCUGCAUUAAUUGUAGUACCUGAGUGAGCCACCAGGUGGAGCCUUUUCCUGUUUUACACUGAGGAGGCAUCUAUGGGGCUAACAGUAGUUCUUUGUAAGAGUUUAGCUAGCAACGGGCCACCACGAGAAAGUCUUCUGUUAUGCUUAAUGCUUAUUGAGAAGUUUGUUUCAAAAUUUGCAUCCCUAGUUCAUUUAACUCUCUCUUUUGCUGAAAUGCAUCUCAGAAUGUAAAACUCUGCAUUGGUGCUGCUGGAGAGAGCCUUCAGUAGAAACCGUGUCCGUCUCAUAUUUGUUCUGUGUCGCUACAUUUUCUCCCGUUUCGUGUGGAGCUGCAUCUUUUCGUGUCGAACCCAAGUAUUGCAACCACAGUCCAGUUUGUCCGCUUCACUUAGUCUGACACUGUAACACAGCGUUACAGUCAGCAUCACCACUACCUCCACAGCGAUCAAACUGCAGAUAUUAAAGCUCUUGGAUUGAAUGUUCUUGCUGGAAAGAUUUAGGUCACAUUUAGCCAACGAAGGUUAACUAAAUGUUCUAUAUAGAGAGAGUAUGUUUGUGUGUGGGCUACCUCUGUUUCUGUAUUGUUUUCAUGGAUCGCCUACUGUAUCCGUGCAUUCAGAGUGUCAGGAUGACUGUCCCCCCUCCCUGCCUUCAGUCCCACACACUGAUGAUGAGUGUGUUUGUUACUUGUUGGUAGUUGUUAAAACUCGGGAGAUCAACUGAGCAAAAGCGCUCGUCUUCUGUCCACGUUAUGUUGACGUUUCGUCUCGAUCCGUGUCGUCCAUUCGGCUGCAGUCACACAAAAAUGAGAAAUUUACACGAAAGGAGGCCUUAAAAGUUUUGCUUCCAAAGAUGCGCAAAAUGUUUACCGUUGUGGACACGAACAUCUCAGUGGUCUUGUAAGAACAAGCUAUCAAGUGCCGCACUGUUUAGCGUUUUUCUGUAAAUGAUUUGCUGUCAUGGAAGGUUUCAGAGUUGACAUCCUUUGCAGCAGAUUGUCCCACUGUGCUCUUUCUCUUUAUGCAUCCGAUGAGCAAAACUGGAAAUCGUUGAUGAUUUCAAGCCCUGAAGUUGGUGGGCAAACGUUCCAGACAACCAGACGAAAACUAGCUCACUACAUCGUUAACUCCGUAGCUCUUCUGGAGCUUUUGAUUGCAUCGCUCAGUUUUCCUCAACGAAUAACAUGAAGUUCGAUUUAAAGUUUCUUCUUUAGAUGACUGGAAAAUGGUGUGAUGCAGUCAGAAACUCUCCUUGUGGUUGUUUUCGUCGGAUGACCUUAUUGGUUGGCUGCAGUGAACGUGUCCCUUCAAAAUGCAAAAUACACAAACUACAUCUGAUCGAGUGAUUUCUGACUCCUAAGACAAGAAGAAAUUUAAAGUUAGUCGAUCGGUGAAAUAUAAACUUGUAGAGAUUUGAUGCGUGAAGUGUUUUUUUUCUCCUUAAAGGACGAUGCCUUUGUUUAUUUUUUUUAUCCAUUUGCAUACUUCACAUCCCCGUACUGUACGUUAGACAAGAACUGAAGCGGACGUGCCGUUUCAUUUGGAUUUAAAACAUAUUUCAGGUGGAUUUACAUAUCAUAUAGAAAUAACAGGAAGCAACAGCCCCCUGCUGGGAAGCUAAAUGUACAAAAACACAGAUUCCCCCCCCCCCUAUAAUCAGCAACCCCUGACUCUAAGAGAUGCUGCUGAUGCAGCUGAUCAGAUAGCCAGAUGUUUCUGCAGCUGGACCAGUCAGCAGCAGGGUCACUGAGGUUUCCACCGAUGGGUUUGAAGCAGGUUCAUCUGUGUUCGACGGUGCAGGAACUCAAAAGUUGAGCGUCAUUGUUGGUGUCGCUCUGAAGGCUCUGAGGUUUCAAUCAGGAAUCUUCUCACAACAAAGGAAAAUGUGUUUUUUCUUGGCUCUGAUCGGGGAUUGUCUUUGAGAACUAAAAGCUGACAGGAGUGAAGUCUUGAGUCGAGUCCUCUGGUUAGACAUGUGGCCGUGCAGUGCAGCGGAUCAGAUGUUACAAAUGACAGAAGAUGGAUCUAUUCACUUGUAUAGAAAGUGCUUCAAAUGCAGAGUCUAUUAGAGAAAAACAAGCUUUAUUAACUCAUGUAAAUUAAUAUUUUUCUAAGUGGCUAAGUAGUGCUUGAUCUUGAUUUUUUUUUGUUUUGUUUUGUUAGAGACUGAAGGAAAAAAAUGCAGAUUCGUUAAUAAAUUUAGCUCGUUUCUGACCACCAACACCAGAUUCACCGACCAUUUCAAUGCGAUGAUUCUACUCCCGUCUGUCUUUCUAACUUUAAACGGAAGAAGAACUGCUGUAAACGUGGGACAGAGUGGGGAGGUGUUCGACAUAAACGCUGUGAAAAGGCUCAUCCUACACUGUUGGUGCUCCCGCCGUUAGACUAAAGCUUCCACCGAGUGCUGCUAAAGCUUUAAAAUACAAACACUUUUUUUUUUUUUUUUUUUAGGAUAACGUGACAUUUUUGCGACAGUCUAAUGUAUUAAUGUAACUCUGUCGAGACUGAGAGGCUGACCAAGCACGGCACAGGGUGUGUUUUGUUUUCGAGAACAAACUCACACUUUGGUCGUAGCUUUAUCUCCAUCUGUUGUUCACACGGUUUCCAUAUCAGGUUGAGAAUUAAACUGUUGAACUGAAAUAUCUUCUGGGAUACACGUUGAAAUGUCUUAAUGUUGAAGGGUGUUCUUUAUUUCCUUUUUUUUUUAAAUAUAUUGUUUUUAUCGUUACCUGAACUGUGUUUCUUUAAUCUCCACUCAUGUCAGUUUCUGUAUUUUGUUCUGAAAGUUAAAUUAAUAUGUUUUUACACAAAACUGAUCAGAUUGUUCUUUUUUUUUUGUGAUUGACACAUAACGGUUCUUCUUUUGGAAUUAUGUUAGAGGUUUUUUUGUAAAAAAAAAAAAAAUCACAUUUGUUUUGUUAGUUGGAAGCUGGUGAUCAAUUUAACUGUUGUGAUUAUUGGGAUUGAUCUGGUUAACAGGGUAUCCAUGUAGUGAAUGGAUGGGAUGAUUUUACAUUAUGCAAAAAGCUUGAAUUAAUUUAGCACUUGUACAGCAAUUAAAAUGCUUCUUACGUUA